Messenger RNA from Cynoglossus semilaevis (tongue sole), 1036 nucleotides. It is a transcript of the gene crabp1a, whose product is annotated as cellular retinoic acid binding protein 1a. Gene Ontology annotation, molecular function: lipid binding. The transcript is spliced from 4 exons. Bases 387 to 800 code for a protein of 137 amino acids. The record is from RefSeq and is a predicted model, not a curated record. NCBI's taxonomy places the organism in Eukaryota, Metazoa, Chordata, Actinopteri, Pleuronectiformes, Cynoglossidae.
GACCUGCCCUGACUCCCAUUAAAGACAGUGGCUAUAAAGGAGCUUAAGACAAGGCUGCAGCCGGCACAGUGACACAGGCACAGACCUACAGUCAGUAGAGUGUGUCUAUGUGCACGUAUGUGAGAGUGAAUAAAUAAAAAGGCACCCAGGGAAACACUUGGAUGUAAGUGUGUGAGGGAGAGUCUGAGCCCAGAGCAGAGGAGACAGGAGCACAGGAGAGAAGAGGGCGAGAGAGAGAGCGAGAGAGAGAGAGUCAGAAGAGAGGGAGAGCGUACAAAAGAGAGAGAGAAAGAGAGACAGACAGAGAUAGUGGGGAGACAGGGACUGAGACAUCAGAGUGUGGAACAGGUUCUUUGUGCAGCACUUUGGACUCAGCCUCAGCAGACAUGCCCAACUUUGCCGGCACCUGGAAGAUGAAGAAAAGUGAGAAUUUUGACGAACUUCUCAAAGCUCUGGGGGUGAACAGCAUGCUGAGGAAAGUAGCCGGGGCCGCUGCCUCCAACCCCCAGGUGGAGAUCCGUCAGGACGGAGAGCAGUUCUACAUCAAGACCUCCACCAGUGUGCGUACCACCGAGAUCAACUUCCACAUUGGAGAAGAGUUCAACGAGGAGACAGUGGAUGGACGGAAGUGCAAGAGUUUGGCUACCUGGGAAUCUGAGAACAAGAUCCACUGUCAGCAGACCCUGUUGGAGGGACCUGGGCCCAAGACUUUCUGGACCAGGGAGUUGAAUGGAGAUGAGCUCACACUGGUAUUCGGGGCAGACGACGUCAUUUGCACAAGGAUUUAUGUGCGGGAAUAAUAACGCUGAUCAGGAGACGGCACAAACACAACUGGACCACACUUUGUCAUGCUAAUCUAAUGAAACACACCUAUCCUGUGGCAGGCGUUAAUCUGCGUAGUAUUCAUAUACAGUAGCAUUCAAUGUGCCAGUAAUCCCGUAGUAAUUUCUGCAGUCAGUUUGCAGUAGUUUGCAUACUUUUCAUCAACAAAAGUCAUCAUCAGUGAAAACAAUAAAAACUUUCAAAUCUCAACAAA